Molecule: messenger RNA, 4174 nt
Organism: Hibiscus syriacus
Lineage: Eukaryota; Viridiplantae; Streptophyta; Magnoliopsida; Malvales; Malvaceae
Product: COP1-interacting protein 7-like
Exons: 13
Coding region: 143-4015 (1290 amino acids)
Source: RefSeq, a predicted model, not a curated record
AGCUAUCUUUACAGCCAAAAUGUCAAAAUCUGUUCCUUUUCUGGAAUUUUCAUGAAAUAUUUGCUGUUUUUUGUUUAUGUUUUUCUCCACAUUUCAUAACAGCCUUUUUCACCAUCAAAGAUCUGUUUUUUGAGGGGUAAGCAUGAAGUCUUCAGCUCGACUUGACUCAGUGGUGUUCCAGCUCACACCAACUCGAACCAGGUGUGAUUUGGUGAUAUCUGCAAAUGGGAAGACUGAGAAAAUGGCUUCUGGCUUGCUUAAUCCAUUCCUUGCCCAUCUGAAGACUGCACAAGAGCAGAUGACCAAAGGGGGUUAUUCAAUCAUCCUUCAACCAGACCCCACCAUUGAUGCAUCUUGGUUCACAAAAGGGACAGUGGAAAGGUUUGUUCGGUUCGUUAGUACUCCCGAUAUCUUGGAACGAGUGUAUACCGUCGAAUCCGAAAUUUUGCAGAUUGAAGAGGCUAUUGCAAUUCAAAGCAAUAACACUAUAGGAUUGAGUGCUGUAGAAGAACAUCAAGUAAAGCCUGCAGAAAGUGCCGGCACAGAAGGCAGCAGGGCUAAACCAGAUUCCAAUGACGAGAAAGCCAUCGUCCUUUACUCGCCUAAUGCACUGCAUCCUGAAGCGAACUCGUCUUCUGUGGAGGGAAAUUCUAAAGCUCAACUUUUGAAAGUCCUGGAGACAAGGAAGACAGUGCUGCAUAAAGAGCAAAGUAUGGCCUUUGCACGUGCUGUAGCUGCCGGUUUCGACAUUGAUCACGUGGCGCCUUUGAUUUCAUUUGCUGAAACUUUUGGAGCCUCUCGUUUCAAGGAUGCUUGUAUAAAAUUUAAUGAAUUACGGAAAAGAAAGCAUGAAACUGGGCAGUGGCUUGAGAUUGAAGCAGCUGAAGCAAUGUCUUGUCGAUCUGAUUUCCCUCCUAUGAAUGCAACUGGCAUCGUGUUUUCCGAGAACAACGGAAAAUCUGGUGUCGAAUCAAGUAUAGAUGAGAAACCUCCAAUGGAUCAACAAACCCCAAGUCGUCAAGAAUAUUACCAGUCUCAGUAUCCGCACCCCAUGUUUCCUCCCUGGCCUAUCCAUUCUCCACCGGGUGGUAUGCCACCCUUUCAAGGAUAUCCUAUGCAAGGGAUGCCUUACUACCCGAAUUACCCUGGAGGUAGUCCCUUCUUUCAGCAACCUUAUCCAUCAAUGGAGGAUCCAAGAAACAAUGUUGGUAAAAAAAUACAGAAACGGCAUUCGAUGGAUAGCAGGGAAAGCCAUAGUGGAUCAGAUACUUGGGAGAUUGGGAGAGCAAACUCCCAAGAUAAUGAGGAGUUGGGGAAUGAAAAUUCACCAAGUUCAAAAUCGAUAAAGAAGAGUAGCAAGUCAAGUAAAAAGAAGUCGGGAAUGGUGGUCAUACGGAACAUCAAUUAUAUCACUUCAAAGAGGGAGAGCUCUUCAGGUAGUGAUUCACAGUCGCAUUCUUGUUCUGAAGAGGAUGUGGAAGAUGGAGACACUGAGCAUAAGAACUCUCAGAGAUCCUCGAAGGUGAAUGGAAGUCGAACAAAGUCUGUUGAUGCAUAUGAUAGGGAAGAAACAGUUAAUGGGAAGGAGACCGAUGGUGGACACUGGCAAGCAUUUCAAACUUAUUUACUUAGGGAUGCUGAAGACGAAGAACGUAGAACUGACCGAGAAAUGUUUUCAACAGAAAAGGAAGUUCAAGGAAAGAGAAGACCGAACCAGGUGCGUGGAAGCGAAGACCCUUUAGUUUUUGGGGGGCGAGAAAUGGGUCAGUUCGAAGAAGGGAAUGCAACUGACAUGCAUGAAAUUAGUGCAAGUGGCUCUCGCAUGCCUAAAGGAUCAAAUGAUCAGUCUUCGACUAUUGGAAGAGGUGAUCACACUGUUAAUGAUGGCAGAAUUUUCAUUGAUCGUGAAAUGAAUGGCAAGAGGGUUUAUCGAAGGAACAUAAACAAUGAAUUCAUCGUAGAUAGACAACAAAAUCUGUCAGAUUUUGCAAAUUCUCCAUCAGAUCCACAGACUUUUGACCGGUUUGAACAUUCAUCCAACGGUUUGGAAAGAAGAUCAUCAAAUAACAUAAAUGAUGAUUCCUACAUAGUACCAUUCAGGUCCACUUCAGGCACUCAAGUCGGAACCGAUGACCGCAGUGAUAUCAAUAUGGAUUAUGAUUUCUCGUUGUCACUUCAGAAAGCAGAAAAUAUACCUAAUGGGAUUGGAAGCCAGGUCAAUUAUGAACCUGAUGAUUUGACUUUGAUGCCUGAGCGUGGAGCAGAAAUGGGGUCAAUAGGGUAUGAUCCGGCUUUGGAUUAUGAAAUGCAGUCUCAUGUUGAAGAUGGUACUUCACCGAGUAAGAAAAAUAAUGAGGGAAUGCAAGGGUCUAAAAAGUGUGAAAAGGACCGAAAAUUAAAACUUAUUGCCGAUCCUUCUGAUAAAAAGAAGGCUGUAGGGCCAAUAAGGAGGGGAAAACUUUCGAAACUGAGUCCUUUGGAUGAAGCAAAAGUCCGAGCCGAGAGGCUAAGAACCUAUAAAGCUGAUCUUCAGAAGCUAAAGAAGGAGAAGGAAGAGGCUGAAAUUAAACGACUUGAAGCAUUGAAGAUGGAGAGACAAAAGAGAAUUGCUGCUAGAGGCGGUUCUGUUUUGGCUCAGUCGUCAGUAGCCGCACAAAGCUCUAAACAUUUGCCAUCAAAACUUUCUCCGAGCUCUCAUAAGGCAUCAAAGUUUACUUAUGGUGAGCCUGGACCAUCAUCGCCACUACAAAGAUCCAUCAAGCCUGCUUCUGUGGGAUCAGCUGGUUCUCACAAAGUUUCUAAACCCAGCAAACUAAACACUGGAACCCCAUCCCGUGGAAAUAGGUUAAGCCAGUCAGUUUCAUCUUUGCCUGAACCGAAGAAAGACAAUGGUGGUGUAACUCCUGAUACGAAGACAUCUAUGGCAAGGAUUAGGAGAUUAUCAGAACCAAAAACAAUUAGCAGCCCGCUUGUUUCUUCAGUGAGGUCGCGGCACUCCGAGCCAUCAAAGAAUACAAAAGCAUCUGGUGUGCCUGAAAGCAAAAAAAUAUCAGCAAUUGUGAACCAUGAUAUGAGUAAGAUUGCAUCUCUUCCCGAGCUCAAAAUUAAAACAACUAAAUCCCCUGAUGUUACCAGCGGCAAAUUGGGAGGAAAUGAAAUGACUCAGAAGGUGACUGGAAGUAUUUCUUCGACCACCGAUGUUACCGAAUCAAGUAGGAACAAGGAAGAAGUUUCACUUCAUACUGAUGGGGACGACAGUACAGUGGUUGAGAAAACUGUUGUGAUGCUUGAAUCUUUUCCUGCAGUAAACUCAUCCGAAGGAACUACGGUAGUUAAGAAGGAAAAUGAUGGCAUUUUUAAAAUCAGGAGGAAAACUGAGACGGUGUCAGAUUAUGCUGUCAUUCAUGCACCAGUUUCUUCAUUGAACCCUGAAGCACUUGAUAAAGAACAACAGGUACAACAAAAACAACGAGCUUAUGAGGUUCAAAAGGCAAAUGUAAGUGACACAGAGAAGGAAUUGUCAGAAUUUACUAGUACAAGUGUUACUGAAAAACAGUAUCAAGCUCCUUUAGCCCGGAUCUCUUCUAUGGAAGAUCCAUGUACCAAAAUUUCCGAGUAUGUUAGAGCGCCUCCAGCUAGCAUGCCAGCUGCAACAACAAACUCAGAGAAUGUUAGAGCUCUUGUAGCUGACACUAAUAACUUGAGACUAGAAAAGAUUCCUGAGGUGUUGGAUAGGCCUCAGGUAAAGGACUCAUCGAAAGGGUUCCGACGGCUGUUGAAGUUCGGAAAAAAGAAUCAUAGCUCGGCUAGAAGCGAGCAUAGUAUUGACUCAAGCGGUGAGGCUGAAGAGUUGGUUCCAAAUGCUGCCUCAUCCAGUGAAGUUCAUUUAUUGAAGAAUCUGAUCUCUCAGGAUGAGACCCCCACAGCCGAUACUACUCCACAAAAAUCUUCUCGCUCGUUUUCGAUGUUGUCACCAUUCCGAAGCAAGACCAGUGAAAAGAAGCAUAUGGCUUGACGACGAAGUUGAAGCCAUGAACUUUGUAUUUCUUUUCCAUGGACAUGUUUGUAAAAAAAAAGGUCUUUCUGCAGCCACUCUCAUUGGUUAAUGUUCUUGAACUGAAUCGGUUUCGUACCGACUUUUCCUCCCAAUUUAUAUUUACUUUUCUUAUGCAUU